Soboliphyme baturini is the source of this 909-nucleotide messenger RNA. NCBI's taxonomy places the organism in Eukaryota, Metazoa, Nematoda, Enoplea, Dioctophymatida, Soboliphymatidae. The record is from the annotation of a GenBank genome assembly.
AUGCUUCACUCAUUCUUCCUUAACAUUCUUUCCCCUAUGAGUUUCGUAAAAUUUACCUGUUCGUUUAAUUCUGAGGUUCCUUAUGAGUCAUUGUCCAGAGUCUGCCAGGUUCGUAUUUUGUGUGUUAGUUUAUUUUUUUAUAGGGAAACUGAUUCCAUCGAAACCUAUGCCGCCCAUCUUGUGGAUCUUCUCGAGUCCUGUCUUGACAACAACUUGAUUCCGAAGAAUUUCAAGGACGAAGACACGCCUCAUGCAAAAAUUGCUUCCGAUUUGCUUAGCUGCAUAUUUCUCUAUUACACGAAAAAGUCGGUAAUGACCGUGGCGAUCCCUACUGCCGUGAAGAUGCUUUCAAAAAGUAGCAAAUCAUUGGUGCGCAACACCAGCAGUUAUUUGGCCUUGGCGGCGAUCUACAACGGUCGACUACUUUCCCAAUAUGCGCUGCCCAUUUUACAGAGUAUCAGAUCAGGCAAUUACUCGUUGAUACGCGUCUUACAUCAGAUCUACUCAGAGAACAAGGAGCCGUUUCACGCCUAUUUAUAUUCACUGCUGCAGGUGUUCGAUCACUGUGACAACUCUGAGAAGCUGUCUCUGUUGCAGUUGUGUUGCAGCAUCGCCACCAACAAGCCGGACCUGAUGGUGCCUCUUCUGGGUUCAUUCUGCCAUCCUCACAAAUGGCGCUGGUCGCUAAGAUUAUCACCAGCGGUUGUUGUAUUAUCAUGGUCCGUGGCGUCCUUCCUGAAGGAGAUCCGCCUGCUGGCCGAUGUUUACCCGGACGUCGUGCGGCCGUUUAUCCCUGAGCUGACCAAACUGGCGGAACCGUCAUUGCCAGCCUUACAGAAUGCCAUCUCCAAAAUCAAGGAUAGCUGCAAGUACUACACAUUUUUCGCUUUAAAUCAAAAUCGAUCAUAA